This is a messenger RNA of Stegostoma tigrinum, 2428 nucleotides long. It is a transcript of the gene hspa14, whose product is annotated as heat shock protein 14. Gene Ontology annotation, biological process: protein refolding; cellular response to unfolded protein. The coding region runs from base 42 to 1574 and encodes 510 amino acids. The transcript has 14 exons. Gene Ontology annotation, cellular component: cytoplasm; ribosome. The record is from RefSeq and is a predicted model, not a curated record. NCBI's taxonomy places the organism in Eukaryota, Metazoa, Chordata, Chondrichthyes, Orectolobiformes, Stegostomatidae. Gene Ontology annotation, molecular function: heat shock protein binding; ATP-dependent protein folding chaperone; ATP binding.
UGCCUUCCCGGCGUGCGUGGUGGUUUCUCCUAGUUACUGAGAUGGCGGCGAUCGGCGUUCACAUUGGGGCCACGUGUAGCUGUGUGGCCAUUUAUAAGGAUGGUCGAGCUGAUGUUGUAGCAAAUGAUGCAGGUGACCGUGUUACCCCAGCAGUCGUUGCUUACAGAGAAAAUGAGAAGAUUGUGGGCUUGGCAGCAAAGCAAGGUAGAAUCAGGAAUGCGUCCAACACUAUCGUGAAAGUGAAACAAAUUCUAGGCAGACGUUUUGAUGAUCCUCAAGUUCAGAGGCAUGUGACAGAAAGCAAAUGUUCUGUGAUUGAAAAGGAUGGUAAACCUAGAUAUGAGCUUGAUACUGGGGCAGAGCGUAUGAUUGUCCCCCCAGAAGAAGUAAUGAAGUUGAUAUUUGCGAAAAUGAAGGAAACUGCACAAUCAGCAUUGGGCUCAGAUGCAAAUGAUGUUGUCAUAACUGUCCCACUAGACUUUGGGAAGAACCAAAAAAAUAUUUUAAGACAGGCAGCCCAGGCAGCUGGUUUCAAUGUCUUACGGUUGAUUCAUGAACCUGCAGCAGCUCUUCUUGCAUUUGGAGUUGGACAGGAGUCGUCUACUGAGAAAAGCAAUGCACUGGUUUACAAACUUGGUGGAUCAUCACUAUCUGUUACAAUAGUAGAGGUGAAUAGUGGCAUGUACAGAGUCCUUGCCUCUCACACUGAUGACAGCAUAGGAGGAGAGUGUUUCACAAAAGCCUUGGCACUGUAUUUAGCUUCAGAAUUCCAGAGAUUGUUUAAGCAUGAUGUCAGGAGCAGUAUGAGAGCCAUGAUGAAGCUCAUUAACAGUGCUGAAGUUGCUAAGCAUACAUUGUCAACUUUGGGAAGUUCCAACUGUUUUUUGGAUUCACUUCAUGAAGGGUUAGAUUUUGACUGCAGCAUAUCCAGAGCAAGAUUUGAAUCUGUAUGUUCUGCGUUGUUUAUUCAAAGUGUUCACCCUAUUCAGAAGCUUGUAGAAGAAGCUGGACUUUCUCGAAAUGAAAUAUCUAAGGUUGUUCUUUGUGGGGGCUCUGCUCGUAUUCCAAAAUUACAGCAAAUGAUUCGAGAUCUGUUCCCAGAUGUGGAUCUGUUAAACUCCAUCCCCUCGGAUGAAGUGAUAGCUGUUGGUGCAGCUAUUGAGGCUGCAUUGCUACUCGGGAAGGAGAACAGUUCGUUGGAAGAGGAAUCAGUAAUUGUGGAGUGCUCUGCACGUAACAUUGUUGCUAAGGAGAUUGAUGAGUCUGGAUCUGAUACAUACAAGCUAGUAUUUCCAUCGGGUACUCCGUUACCAGCAAGAAAACAUCAUGCUUUUCAGGCACCGGGAAAUGUUUCUUCUGUCUGUCUUGAACUGUAUGAGUCUGGGGAGAAAGGAUGUGAUCCAGAAAGAAACAAAUUGGCACAGAUUGUACUGAAAGAUUUACAACUGAAGGAAGAUAGCAACCGUGACAUUCUAACAGUUCUCACCAUGAAAAGGGAUGGAUCACUGCAUGUCACUUGUACAGAGCAAGGAACAGGAAUUUCAGAGGCAAUCACCAUAGAUGCUGCAUCGUAGAUGAUUGAUGAGGAACGAACUUUUGUAAGCUCAAAAUCCAUGUGUUGUUGAAAGACACACCCUACUUGAGACCACUGUUCCUGACAUGUACUCACUUACCUUGAUUGAUGAAGAGACGCCACCAACAUAUAAUCUGCUCCCAUUCUCGACUCUGAAUAAAUGUUCUUUUGGUUGUUUUAUUUAUCUAUGAAAAUCUGAACUAUGGAUUGAAUACUGAGCCAACUUUGAAUGUGCAGGUGCAGGUUUAAUAUUGCAACAUAAAAUGACAACGAAAUAAUGUGAUUGCUGGAAAUUUGAAAUAAAUAUGAAAUGGUGGAAAUGCCCAAUGGGUUGUACCGCAGCAGCAGGGAGAGUAAUGGAAUUAAUUUUUUUGUUGACUUUGAAGUUGUUAUGAAAUUUAUCAUAACCGAACAUUGUCCUUAAUUUAAAAUCGGCUCCAUGCUCAAAAAUAAAAAAAUAUUUUCUUGGAUCAAAGUGGGUGUAGUGUAAUUAUCCUAGAAACUGUUAUCCCAUCAAAUGAAUCCAAUGUGCAUGAGAUGGGAAGUGUUCACACGCAAUUGGUACUUCUUUAACAAAACAGAAAUUGCUGGAGAAACUCAGCAGGUCAGCCAGCAUCCUUGCAGAGAAAGCAGAAUCAACAUUUUCAAUCCAGCGAUCAUUCAAGAUUGGUAAGGUUCAAGGGAAAUGUGUGCUAAACACCAGAGGUGGGAAAGGAGUUGACGAUAGAUGGAAAUGGAGAUGUAGCACUGAGAGAGGGAACAGCAGUUGAACAGACAAAGGAAUGGAUAAUCGUGAACCAGGGAGAAAGAAAAGCUGCUAAUGGGGUAACAAAGUGUGGAGCUGGAUGAACACAG